Messenger RNA from Triticum aestivum (bread wheat), 3307 nucleotides. RefSeq lists its product as uncharacterized. The coding region runs from base 265 to 1305 and encodes 346 amino acids. Lineage: Eukaryota; Viridiplantae; Streptophyta; Magnoliopsida; Poales; Poaceae. The transcript has 2 exons. The record is from RefSeq and is a predicted model, not a curated record.
CAAAAGCAACGAACAACCUAUCCAGUGGAUCAUGGACGGCUCGGCGGCGGCUACCUUCCUCUCUUCCCCCUACCUCCAGUUCUUCCCCAAUUUGCUUGUAACAUCUGGUUGUAAUUGCUACUCUGUAUCAAACCUUCCUGAGAGAGAGAUUACUAGCAAGACUAUAGCUAGAUCCUUACAUCUGGUAUACAGAGCCAGGCACCACCCUUCCCCUUCAAAUUUUCUUCUUCUCCCAAUUCCUACAAUUCCUCCGGCGACGACACCAUGCCCGCCGUCAAACCACCAGAGUGGGAUGCCAUGUCUGCCAAGGAGCAGUUGUUGUGGUAUCUCGAGAGGUUAUGCGCUCAGGCAGAUGAGAUGAGCUCAGUGUUGGGUAUUGCACGAGUGGGUGACCCUCCCGUGGUCACCUCGCUUGUCGAUCCGGCGGCCUCAACCACGACGCACGCCUCACCUACUCCCGUCCCUGACGUCUCCGGCUCCACCACCAAGGUCCAGGAAGUGAUUGAGGUCAUCCAAGACGCGCCCCCUGCUUGCAUCGCGAUGGCGCACAUCAACUGUUCGACAGAUGGCUCGAACCAAGUUGUCACCACCAACAGCGUCAACAAGGUCACCACCAUCUACCCUGAGCCCAUCAUCGACCUCAGUGACAAGAGGGUGGAGCAGUUCACUGACUCUACCGUGAGUGCUGAGUCCCUCGCAGUGGUGACUGCCACGAUGGUGUCUCCCAACCCGGGCAAGUACGCAGCGGUGGAGGCCCCUCCCGAUGUCCUCACCACACCUGCAGUACCUACCAGCAUUUCCUCAUCCACCACAAAGGCCAAGGAGGUCUUCGAGGUUGCUUAUGAUGUGCCCCAGGACUGCAUCACCAAGACAAUCGUGAGUUAUUCGACGGAUUGUUCGAACCAAGUCAUUGCCACAUCGUCGUUCCGGGGCCAUGACCUGUACGUCUCGUUGCCCACAAGGCACCAAGGACUUUUGAUGCGGCCGACACCAUGGCCGUCGUUUCUGGCAGAUCAUAUGGCUGAGGGGAAUGAGAAUCGACCAACUCCAUGGCCAUCAUUUCAAAUUGGCGUGCCAUCACAGGACAAGGAUGAUUCAUGUUUUAGUGAGAAGUUAUUUCAUGAAGGUAAAAAGUGGUUUUCAGAACUAUGUGAUUGCUCUAUUACUAUGGCUCCUCCAGUGCAGCAUUCGAAUCUAGCUAUCAUGACUGCACAUCUACUUCUGAGCAUGCAGAAAAUGGUUGCUCUAAGCACCGAACGUUCAAGCAAAAAAAAAUCUUCAGCUCAUGCAAUUUGGGCCCUAUGAACUAGUCUGCUACAAGCUUCAAGAUGUACAAUCAUGGGAAGGGCAACAAAAUGCAGUGGAGGAUACACUGUGCAAUUUGAGCCACGACCCAUGUUCAAGUUCAGCCAAGAGACUAUCCAGCUGAAGCCACCUUGGCCAUCAUUUUCAUGCGAUUGCCGAGCAGUGCAGGUCUUGAGUAUGUCAAUGCGUUGGAAAUUUUUGAGCAUUGCAGAUCUGAGAGCAUCCUGGACGUAUCUACUAAGUGGACGUAUCUACUAAGUGUGCACCUGACACCAUGUUCCGGGAAGAAGGUUGUUUGCUGGAUCCAUUCGGUGGCAAGAGCUAUCUCUGUGACCAGGUGAUUAAUUGAUGUCCGGCUGAAAUGGUGGUCAAAACUACCUAAUGUGGAAUUUAUUGAGUCUCAGUUUCUAGCUAUUUCUAAGCAAGUCAGGGAGUGGGCUAGAUGUUUGUGCCUUGAGAAAUUAUGGGGCGCUAGUCAUCUUGUCUAUCAAAACGAGGAGCAGUGGAACUGUUGUAAGCACCACAUGCUAGACCAUGACACGGCUGUAUGUAAUUUUCCUAGUCUUGACAAUUUAAAGGGCACAAUGCUAGUGCAGUGGCAAAUUUUGAUUCAAGAGAAAUUUCUAAGCAACGACUAUUUUGCUAAAGAAUGCAGUUCUGAACACUUCAGUCAAGCAUGUUGCAGACAAACAGUGGUGAAGGAAACUUCAAGUCCUGGAACAUUUCUUCCACAUGCAGUACUCCAGUCCUGGAACUUGUCUGAACAUCACUUUCUGGAGCAGGCUGCUACAUGUAAUAUUCCUUGGCAUGAGAAAUUGCUAGGGACCAUGAAGACCAUGAGCAUCUAUUGGCCAUUUUUGAGUCAAAGGGAAUAUAAGAGGAGUGACCAUCUUGAUAUGAACUGCAAUUCUAAACAAAUGACUGGUGGUUCCGGAGCUAGAAUUCCGCUUACUGUACUACUGGUCCCUUUCGAGUGUCGCUCCCCAUUUGGUGAAAUAAUGCUGGGUGGAAAUGCUUAUCAACUACUUAUGGUACAGAUCGCCGCAGCCUUCCCAAGCGAUCUACCAGCGAAGUACUUGUUUGACGACGCUAUUGGACCUGUUCACCAUUUGAUACAGAAACCUAUUGUAGCUAAGUUGCAUCAACAUGUUACAGAGCCUCGGAAUUAUUUUGCAUUGUUUCAGCCGAAGUCCCCAAGGCCACUUAACAUCAUUAUUCUCGCUCAGUUGUCUUUCUUCAGUAAGAAGGCCAUAGGUGAAUCUUUGCUUGACAAGAAGGUCUCUUGGAUGCCGAUUAAUUUUGAGGCUAUUGUGCUACCGGACAACAAGUCAUCUAUGUUUAUUUCCCUUCUUUCUACAAGGAAGUGGAGCGUAGCAGGAGACUUUUUGUUGGAUAUGACAUUCAGUAUCCUGAGAUGCCCAUCACAAGAUGUUGUUGAACUAGAUGGUAUGGUUGUCAAGGUGGAACAAAUAUCUCAUAUGGACAAGCACAUUCAUCAGUUAGUUCAGCAGCAGAUGUCACUACCUGACUCCGAUGAGAAUGCAAGCAUGCAUGAACACAUAAAAAUUGCAAUUGUGCACAAGUCAUGGGAUCCCGGGAGUGUCGCCAUGCCAGCUUACAAUCCUCGGUCGUUGAAGAUCCUAAUGUCGAUGCUCACCAGCCAUGAAGCACAAGCCAUGAGUGGGAUGUCGUUCUCUCAAUGCUGCGAUGAAGAACAUUUUCAAGAAGUGGGGAAUGCCAUCGUGGUCGUUCUUGCUGCCGGCUUGGUGCAAGGCUACGUCGACCACAAGUACUACAUCAACGUCUACAACGACUACUUCAGGUCGCCAUCGGCCACGACUACUACAACCUCGUCGUUCAAGUCAACCCCGACUUCGACUACCACCACGACGUGAAGCUAGUCAAGGAACACCAAGUGCAAUGGGACCCGGGCGGUUCUCAAUGGCGUCAUUCAAGGGGCAAGGACAAUCGAGUGCAAUGGGAUCCAGGCGGGUCUCGGUGG